GCGAUAGCGCUGACGUUGUCCAACGGAGGCAAAUGGCGACGGGUUGCUUGUCAAUGAGGAACACCGCGAGUGUAGCAACAUUAAUCUGCAAAAGACGAAGUGCUACGAUGGUUCCUACGUUGUCUGGCUCAUUCUCCAAGAGCAGUCUUUUUGUUUUAUCUGUGGCGUUACUGCUGCAGGCCGUUUUAGGAGACGGAAAGACUCUCGUUUUGCUUGACAACCCCAACAUCAGAGACACUCAUUCAAUCUUCUUCCGCAGUUUAGCAGAUCGUGGGUUUGACCUUACAUUCAAAACUGCUGAUGAUCCUGGUCUCUCCCUGAUCAAGUAUGGCCAGUUCCUGUACGACCAUCUCAUCCUCUUUUCUCCAUCUGUGGAAGAUUUCGGGGGCAACAUCAAUGUUGAGACCAUUACAGCGUUCAUAGAUGGUGGAGGAAAUGUUCUUGUGGCUGCCAGCUUUGAAAUUGGUGACCCUCUGAGAGAACUAGGAAGUGAAUGUGGUAUUGAAUUUGAUGAGGAGAAAACUGCUGUCAUUGACCACCAUAACUAUGACGUUUCAGAUCCUGGAGAGCACACUCUGAUUGUUGCCGAUCCAGAGAAUCUUCUUAAAGCCCCAACUAUAGUUGGCAAGCCCACCGAUAAACCAGUCAUGUUCAAGGGUGUUGGUAUGGUGGCUGACCCAGAUAACUCUCUGGUGCUGGACAUUCUGACUGGCUCCUCCACCUCUUACUCCUACUUCCCCGAUCGUCCUAUCACACAGUAUCCUCACGCAGUUGGUAAAAAUACCCUUCUCAUCGCUGGUCUCCAGGCGAGAAACAACGCACGUGUUGUUUUCAGUGGGUCAUUGCACUUCUUUAGUGAUGCUUUCUUCAACUCCCCAGUGCAGAAGGCUGUUUCUGGCUCCAAGAGAUAUGAAAAGACUGGUAACCAGGAGCUGGCUGAAGCCCUGUCCCGUUGGGUAUUUAAAGAGGCGGGUGUACUCCGGGUUGGAGCUGUUAGCCAUCAUCCAGUUGGAGAGAGCACACCCCCUGCUGCCUACACCAUCACUGAUCUUGUGGAAUACAGCAUUGUGAUUGAGAUGCUCUCUGGUGGCAAGUGGGUGCCCUUCAACGGAGAUGAUAUUCAACUGGAAUUUGUCAGAAUUGAUCCAUUUGUCAGAACGUACCUCAAGAAGAAGGCUGGAAAAUACAGUGUACAAUUCAAGCUGCCAGAUGUCUAUGGAGUAUUUCAGUUUAAAGUUGACUACAACAGACUGGGUUACACACAUCUGUACUCCUCAACCCAGGUUUCUGUCCGGCCAUUGCAGCAUACCCAGUAUGAGCGCUUCAUUCCCUCAGCCUUUCCAUAUUAUGCCAGUGCCUUUUCUAUGAUGGCAGGAGUCUUUGUCUUCAGUAUCGUCUUUCUGCACAUGAAAGAAAAAGAGAAAUCGGAUUAAAAUGAUUAUAAGUGAAGAGGAGUCAAAGGAAAUGAGAAAGAUGCUUCAAACCUCUAGCACAGUUCAGGAUGUGGACUCAUAUUUUUGAGUUAGAUGGUGUGCCACUACAGCUUAAGACAGCAUUUGUAAAAAAUCACAUGGCUUUGUUUGUCCCCCCCACCUUUUCUCUAUUUACACUCUUUUCUGUGGACUGAUUUAGUAAUUUGGUUGCUUAAAUUCAUUUAGAGGGGCGCAGCUUUUUUUAUUUGUACAAAAAAAACUGAAUUGGGUUUUUUAACAGAUGUUAUAAUACAACAUGCACUGAUGUCUUGAUCUUGCUAAGAAAAGAUUAUUGUUUCGAAGUCUACCAUUUGUACAUGUAUGGGGAAAGGAUGUUAAAAUGUGGAUUAACAUCUCAAGUCAGUAAAGUUUUGACAUUCCACCA
Molecule: messenger RNA, 1857 nt
Organism: Triplophysa dalaica
Lineage: Eukaryota; Metazoa; Chordata; Actinopteri; Cypriniformes; Nemacheilidae
Gene: ddost
Product: dolichyl-diphosphooligosaccharide--protein glycosyltransferase subunit (non-catalytic)
Exons: 11
Coding region: 33-1433 (466 amino acids)
Cellular component (GO): endoplasmic reticulum membrane; oligosaccharyltransferase complex
Source: RefSeq, a predicted model, not a curated record